GCCUUUUCCUUUAAAAUCUAUUAAUGAGUUCUUCAUUAACCCAAUCUAAAUCUUCAUUAUUCAUUUCCCUCAAAGAAAAUAACGUACAACGCAAAUGGGUUUUCAGUCAGCGGAUUACUUCAUCCUUCUACUCCUCUUCCUGUUCCUGUUAUGCCCAAUUUUACAAGCAGCAGAAUCUCAAGAACCUGCCUGUGGUAAAGAAGUAUGUGGGAAUAUUACAAUUCCAUCGCCUUUUGGAAUCGAUAGCAGCUGCUAUACUCAUUCUUGGUUUAGAGUAACUUGCAAUUCGACCCGUAAUGGGAAAAGGCCAUCCAUAAACGUAAAUGGCAUCGAUCUGGAGGUGCUUGAUUCCAUAUAUUCAGACGCCAUUCUCAUCAGUAAUCCGGUUACUUAUAUUAAUUGUGAACGUAUAAGCGAGGCUAGUGUGAGUGUGAAUCUCUCAGGCACUCCCUUUUUCUUCUCAAGUGACAAAAAUAUUUUCGGGUCAGUAGGUUGCGGAAAUUUGGCAACUGUUUUAAGUAACGAAGCUGAUUCACUUGGCGGCUGCGUUCAACCAAGGUGUGACCAUGGUGCUUCUGAAUCUGGCUGCUUUACUGGAAUUGCUGGAAAUUUCACUUCCUAUACUGUAAACAUGACAGCCAUGUAUCCUGACAGCAACAGAUGCGCAUCUGCUUUCAUCUUUAGCGUGUACUCAUUCAGUAGUGCUUACCCAUUACCCAAUGGCAUCAAUUUUGGAACAAGGCAUGUUCCCGCCGUACUCAGCUGGAAUUCCACCUAUUGCGGUGACGGAGGAUGCGGAAGACCAGGACUAGGACCUAUGAACUUCCACACCUAUAAGGUAGAGUCUUGUGGGAAUGUUACUUUUCACUACCCUUUUAGCAUGAAGGCCCAAGAUGAUUCCAAUAACUCGUUUAAAGUAAUUUGCAACAAAACUGCCAAUGGGAAAGAAGUGCCUUUAUUAAAUAUAAAUGGCACGAAUCUACAAAUACUAGGGUUUGAUUUUUUGUAUGGCACAGUCAAGGUCAGCCAUCCAAUAACUUACUCCAACUGUCGAAAGAACCAUCACAAUGGGAUGAGUCUCAACCUAACAGGCACCCGCUUUUACUACUCAGAUUCCGACAACUUCUUCAAGUCUUUAGGUUGUGGUAAUUUGAUUACUAUUUUCGGCAACGAAACAAAUAAUCUUAUAGGCGGAUGUUUGCAACCAAGUUGUAAGAUUAAUAAGAAGACUUCCUCUAUCGUUGGUUGUCCUCUUACUAUUCCUAAGGGUCUCAGUUCAUUCUUUGCAAACAUGAGUGAUAUGGUUGAUUCAAGUGAUUAUAGGAGGAAAAGAUCAUGCGGAUUUGCUUCCUUGAUUUCUUAUGACUUUGAUUUAACUGAUGAUUUUGAUCUAAGUCAUAGGACGCAUGUCCCAACGCAACUGCAAUGGGGAACACUAAUAUCUGGAGAGUGCUAUUUGAACGAUAGUUUGGACACUUCUUGUACAUUCGAUGGUGAAUAUUGUUGGUCGAGGUUGAGCGUUAACCAUCUAUGUUCAUGCAAGAGGGAUAUCAGUGAUAUCAGUUAUUCAAGAUCAUGCAAAGAUGGGAAAUGUGAGAAUUAUAAGUACUGCAACAUGCUUUGCUUGAAUACCCCUAGCAACUAUUGCUGGUCAGACUCUUGCCCUCCUCAUUAUGAAUACAAUAGUACGGGAUUUCGUUGCGAGCGUAAAAUAAAAACUCAAAACACUCGUAAUUUGAAAAGCAUUAUUGUAGGUUGCAGCACUAGUGUUGGGACACUAUUUCUAUUACUCGCAACAUGGAGUAUGUACAAAGCCCUCAAAAGAAAACAAAAAAUCAUGCUGAGGCAGAAAUACUUCAAAAGGAAUGGAGGUUUGUUACUGCAACAACAUUUGUCUAGCAAUGAAGGUAAUGUUGAAAAAAUUAAAUUGUUUACCUCAAAAGAGAUGGAAAAGGCAACGGAUUAUUAUAAUGAGAACCGAAUUCUUGGUCAAGGAGGUCAAGGGACUGUUUAUAAAGGAAUGCUAAUAGAUGGAAGCAUUGUGGCUAUUAAGAGAUCCAAAAUGGUGGAAGGAAAGAAAUUUGAUGAAAAGAAGGUUGAACAGUUCAUUAAUGAGGUGAUAAUUUUAUCUCAAAUUAAUCACAGGAAUGUGGUUAAGCUUUUAGGGUGUUGUUUAGAAGCUGAAGUUCCUCUAUUGGUGUAUGAGUUCAUCCCAAAUGGUACAUUAUACGAUCUCAUUCAUAACCAAACUGAAGAAUUGUCAUUGACAUGGGAAAUGCGUUUACGAAUUGCGAUUGAAAUUGCCAACGCCUUGUUCUAUUUGCAUUCAGCUGCUUCUGCUCCUAUUUAUCACCGAGACAUCAAAUCUAGUAACAUACUUUUGGAUGGUAAAUAUAGGGCAAAAGUUUCAGAUUUUGGAACUUCAAGAUCAGUUGCACUUGAACAAACACAUCUAACCACUCGGGUCCAAGGAACUUUUGGAUACAUGGAUCCCGAAUAUUUUCGAUCAAGUCAAUUUACAGAGAAGAGUGAUGUUUAUAGCUUUGGAGUUGUUCUUAUUGAGCUUUUAACAGGACAAAAACCUAUCUCCGUAGAACAAUCAGAGCCAGUGAGAAGCUUGGUAUCUUAUUUUUUGGAUUCAAUGCAGGAGAAUUCCUUGUUUAACAUUCUUGAUCCAAUGGUAGUAAAGGAUGGUCCAGAACAGGAGAUUAUAGUUGUGGCUCUGCUAGCAAAAAGAUGCUUGAAUCUUAUUGGAAAGAAAAGACCCACCAUGAAACAAGUAGCAAUGGAGCUAGAGUUUAUUAAAGCUUCAGGUGGAAAUGUUAUUGGAGAAUGUGGUGAUGAAGAAUCUGAAAUAGAUGACAUGAUCCAAUCAUGGGAGACCAAUCCUAGUAGUUCAAUGUCCAGGACAAUUACAACCAACAGCGUAACUUUUCCAUUAAAUUCAUCUUUCUAGGUUCCAAUACUCCUAAAACAAUCUCUUAACUGAUAGCUUUUAGCUUCUCUAUAUGUCACAUUGGUGGAGUCUUGUGGUUGCCCAAGAAUUCAUACUUGUUACACUCAAUGUUAUUUGACCUCUUUAAGGUAUUUAUUA
Molecule: messenger RNA, 3094 nt
Organism: Gossypium arboreum
Lineage: Eukaryota; Viridiplantae; Streptophyta; Magnoliopsida; Malvales; Malvaceae
Product: wall-associated receptor kinase-like 5
Exons: 4
Coding region: 95-2956 (953 amino acids)
Biological process (GO): cell surface receptor signaling pathway; protein phosphorylation
Cellular component (GO): plasma membrane
Molecular function (GO): polysaccharide binding; ATP binding; protein serine/threonine kinase activity
Source: RefSeq, a predicted model, not a curated record